Miscanthus lutarioriparius is the source of this 3825-nucleotide messenger RNA. The record is from the annotation of a GenBank genome assembly. NCBI's taxonomy places the organism in Eukaryota, Viridiplantae, Streptophyta, Magnoliopsida, Poales, Poaceae.
AUGGCCGGCGAAGAUGAUGGCAACACCACCAACGGGCGCCGGCGCCGCCGGACCCGGAGGUCCGCCGUGCGCCUCAGCAAGCUCUACAGCUACGCGUGCGGCCGACGGCCCAGCGUGGCCGACGACCACUCCGUGUCCAGGAUAGGAGGCCCAGGCUUCUCCAGGGUGGUCAUGGUCAACGCCGCCGCCGGUGAGCCUCCAGCAGCAGCUGACCUGCUGCAGCAUCAGCAGCAGAUCACCGCCACCACCAACUCCAUCUCCACCACCAAGUACAACCUCUUCACCUUCCUGCCCAAGUUCCUCUUCGAGCAGUUCCGCCGCGUUGCCAACAUCUACUUCCUCCUCUCCGCCGGCAUCGCCUACAGCCCCCUCGCCGCCUACAGCUCCUCCAGCGCCAUCGUGCCGCUCGUCAUCGUCCUCGUCGCCACCAUGAUCAAGGAGGCAAUCGAGGACUGGAGGAGGAACCAGCAGGACACGGAGGUGAACAACAGGACAACUCAGGUCUUCCAGCAGGGUGGGGAUGGGGAUGGGGAUGGGGAUGCUGCCUGGAGCUUCCGGGAUGCCAAAUGGAAGGACAUCCGCGUGGGCGACAUCGUCAAGGUUCACAAGGACGAAUUCUUCCCGGCUGACCUGGUCCUCCUCUCCUCCAGCUACGAGGACGCCAUCUGCUACGUCGAGACCAUGAACCUCGACGGCGAGACGAACCUCAAGCUCAAGCAGUCUCUGGAGGUCACCUCCACCACACUCCCGGAUGACGACAGCUUCCGCAGCUUUGCAGGCGCCGUCGUGAGGUGCGAGGACCCCAACGCGCACCUCUACACCUUCGUCGGGAACAUCGAGAUCGACGGCCAGCAGCACCCUCUGUCGCCGCAGCAGCUUCUGCUCAGAGACUCCAAGCUCCGCAACACCGACUUCGUGUACGGCGUCGUCGUCUUCACGGGCCACGACACCAAGGUGAUGCAGAACUCCAUGAAGGUCCCCUCCAAGCGGAGCAACGUGGAGAAGAAGAUGGACCGGGUCAUGUACCUCCUCCUCUUCUCGCUCAUCGUCAUCUCCGUCGUCAGCUCUGUCUUCUUCGGCAUUGCCACCGGAGACGACCUGCAAGACGGCAGGAUGAAGAGGUGGUACCUCAGGCCUGACGACACUGAGAUCUACUACGAUCCAAACAGGCCAGCGGUGGCAGCGCUGCUCCACUUCUUCACGGCCAUUAUGCUCUACGGCUACUUCAUCCCCAUCUCCUUGUACAUCUCCAUCGAGAUCGUCAAGCUGCUGCAGGCACUCUUCAUCAACAGUGACAUCCACAUGUACCAUCGCGAGACAGACACGCCAGCCCACGCGAGGACGUCCAACCUCAACGAGGAGCUGGGUCAGGUGGACACCAUCCUCACAGACAAAACCGGGACUCUCACCUGCAACUCCAUGGAGUUCAUCAAAUGCUCUAUCGCUGGAACCGCGUAUGGCCGUGGUAUCACAGAGGUCGAGAGAGCAAUGGCGAGGAGGAAAGGCGCCCCGGUGAUCGCCAACCCUGACAAUAUGGACAAGGGCAAUAAUAGUGGCAUUCAGCAGCAGCAGCAUUUCCUGUCGUCGUCUGACUCCGAGGGUAAUAAUAAUAAACCUGCAGUCAAGGGAUUCAAUUUCGUGGAUGAGCGUGUCAUGGGCGGCAACUGGGUUAACCAACCCCGCUCUGAUGUCAUCGAGAUGUUCUUCCGGCUGCUGGCAGUCUGUCACACGUGCAUACCUGAAGUCGAUCAAGAGUCGGGCAAAAUCUCAUACGAAGCAGAGUCUCCUGAUGAGGCGGCCUUUGUUGUUGCAGCAAGGGAACUCGGUUUCACGUUCUACAAACGCACUCAAACAGGCGUUUCUCUGCGUGAGUUAGAUCCCUCGUCUGGGAAACAAGUCGACAGGUCAUACAAGAUCUUGAAUGUCCUUGAGUUCAACAGCACGCGGAAGCGGAUGUCAGUAGUAGUUAAGAAUGAGGAGGGGAAAAUAUUUCUGUUUACUAAAGGAGCUGACAGUGUAAUGUUUGAAAGGCUAUCAGGUUCGGAGAGUGCAUACAGAGAAGUGACCCAACAGCACAUAAAUGAAUACGCUGAUGCUGGUUUGCGAACACUAGUUCUCGCGUACCGUGAGCUUAAGGAGGAUGAAUAUGCAUAUUUCGACAGGAAGUUCACAGCAGCUAAGAAUUCUGUCAGCACUGACAGAGAUGAAAAGAUCGAUGAGGCUGCAGAUUUGGUGGAGAGGGAUCUUAUCCUUCUUGGUGCUACUGCUGUUGAGGACAAACUACAAAAGGGGGUGCCUGAGUGCAUUGACAAACUUGCUCAAGCUGGCAUCAAGAUAUGGGUGCUAACAGGUGACAAGAUGGAGACUGCCAUCAACAUUGGAUACGCCUGUAGUCUAUUAAGGCAAGGGAUGAAGCAAAUAACAAUCACUCUGGAGACAGCAGAUAUCAUUGCGUUGGAGAAAGGCAGUGACAAGACUGCCUUAACCAAGGCAUCAAAAGAUAGCGUGGCACGUCAAAUAAACGAGGGAAAGAAGCUUGUAAAUGCAUCUUCUGGUGAAUCCUUCGCCUUGAUCAUUGAUGGGAAGUCUCUUACAUAUGCACUGGAGGACGACACAAAGGACAUGUUCCUCGAUCUUGCAGUUGGUUGUGGAUCAGUCAUUUGCUGCCGUUCUUCACCCAAGCAGAAAGCUCUUGUGACUGGGCUUGUCAAAACCGGAACGGGUAAGGUCACAUUGGCAAUUGGUGAUGGCGCGAACGAUGUGGGCAUGAUUCAAGAGGCAGAUAUUGGUGUUGGGAUCAGCGGUGCUGAAGGAAUGCAGGCUGUCAUGGCAAGCGAUGUUUCCAUCGCCCAAUUCCGCUUCCUGGAGCGUCUGCUACUUGUCCAUGGGCAUUGGUGCUAUAGCAGGAUCUCAUCAAUGAUUUGCUACUUCUUCUACAAGAACAUCACGUUUGGUGUGACCUUGUUCCUGUACGAUGCGUACACAUCGUUUUCAGGCCAGCCUUUCUACAAUGACUGGGCAAUGGCGUGCUUCAACGUCUUCUUCACGUCGCUGCCUGUGAUCGCCAUGGGCGUCUUCGACCAAGACGUUUCUGCUCGAUUCUGUCUCAAGUUCCCGAUGCUGUACCAGGAGGGCCCUCAAAACCUUCUGUUCCAGUGGCGAAGGAUCAUUGGAUGGAUGUUGAACGGCGUGGCCAGCGCUGUGAUCAUCUUCUUCCUCAGCACGGCGUCGCUGCAGCACCAGGCGUUCCGCAGCGGCGGGGAGGUGUCCGACAUGGCGACGCUGGGCGCCACCGCCUACACGUGCAUCGUCUGGGCCGUCAACCUCCAGAUGUACAUCACGGUGAGCUACUUCACCCUGGUGCAGCACGUGUGCAUCUGGCUCAGCAUCGCCCUCUGGUACAUCUUCCUCCCCGUGUACGGCGCCAUCAGGCCCAGCUUCUCGACCACCUACUACAUGGUGUUCGUGGAGGCGCUGGCGGGCGCGCCGUCCUACUGGGUGGUCACCCUGCUGGUGACCGCCGCCGCCCUCGUCCCCUACUUCACCUACGCCGUCGUCAAGUCGUGGUUCUUCCCGGACUACCACAACAGGAUCCAGUGGCUGCGCCACAGGGAGAAGGCAAAGGCCCACCAUGACCCGGAGACCAGCGCCGACGUGGAGCUCAGUCAGGUCCUGCGCCAGUUCUCCGUGCGCUCCACCGGCGUUGGUGUGUCGGCUCGCCGUGACGCCACGGCGGUGCAUCGUCGCCUCAACAGCACGACGCAGCAUGUGGAUUAUUCACAGUCACCCACCCCAGGUGUCGUCGUCGUCACAACAGAUCGAUGA